Periophthalmus magnuspinnatus is the source of this 1062-nucleotide messenger RNA. RefSeq names its product 1-phosphatidylinositol 4,5-bisphosphate phosphodiesterase eta-1-like. The coding region runs from base 1 to 786 and encodes 261 amino acids. Lineage: Eukaryota; Metazoa; Chordata; Actinopteri; Gobiiformes; Gobiidae. The record is from RefSeq and is a predicted model, not a curated record. The transcript has 2 exons.
AUGUAUGUCACCCCCUCAACAGUCUCCCCCUGUUCUCACCGCCUAUCUCCCAUCAAACUUCCUAUUAUACAACCAAGCCACAAAAAUUCCACUCCCCCUAGUCAAGCCAAGUCUAAAUCUUUAGGUGACUUGACUUCUGAGGACAUCUCAUGCAACUUCAAGGGGAAAUAUCACAUCAUCAGCCGUAGUUUUAUCACUCCAAAACAAAAUCGGACUGGCGUCAGAAAUGCUGACCAUUUACCAACGCAGUCAAGUGACCCACUAACAGAACAACUUCGCAAACUGGUCACUCUUGAAGGAGAUGAGGGUGGUAGGAAUGGACUAGACUCACCAAACCACCAGCAGAGAAAUUCGCCAUUGUUCCAUCGUGAAACAAGUCCAAUGAACGUUGAUGAAUCUCCGCCAUUACUAACCCGUCGGUUGUCUUCUCGUAGCCAAAGCCGAGUGCGUAAUAUCAAUAACCGUGCCCGUGAAAGGCAACAGGAGGCUUCAAGGGCGCGGGGAGGUGAACAUCAAAACAGUGCUGCCACUAGUAUAGGUGGUGUGGUCUUACGAAAUAAAGGGUCUAUGUUGAACCCACCAGCCAACCGACACUCCACCGGGUCGUACAUAGCCGGUUACCUCAGUCAGAUGGAGGACAGAGGGCUUCCUGAAGGAGCUUGUACAUCUUUGCGUUAUGGGAAUGAUCAUUAUAGGGAUCGCUACUACACAGAUGAUACUCUGAUACCACCUAGUACUGCAGAGUCUGUGUCUGAACCCGAGGUGUACUUUCUCCUUCGACUAUAGGUUUUUAGACUAAAUGUCUUCAAUGUAUGUAAGCUUUCUUCUUGGCCAAGCCAGAGGACAAGGUAUUCAGUAUAACUAAGCAUCUCCAAGUUUCACUGUUUGAAAUUGAGCCGUUUGUCUGUUUAGUAAAUAAUGGUAAAUCUAAGUCUGAUAAUGUAUUGUUAAUAUUUCUGCUAAAUGUAUAAAUGUGCUUGGCACUCCCAAACUGAUUGUACAGAUCGGUCUCUGUGAUUUACUGUCUAACAUGUGUAUAUUGUUAAUGAAGCAAAAAAAGAA